GCCAGGUCAGAGCCGGCGGGGCGCACUCGGGGCCGGGCGCGGGACGGGACGGGCCGGGUGUGCGGCGGAGCAGAGGGCAGGUCCCAGGCUGUUGCUGCGCUGUGUGAAGGUGAAAUAUUAGAAAUGCUGUCCCGAUUAAGAACAGUGGCCACUCCCUGUGUGCUGGCCUGCCGCAGGGUGCACACAAAGGAAAAAGGCAAGCCACUCAUGUUAAACCCGAGAACGAACAAGGGUAUGGCAUUUACACUAAAGGAACGACAAAUGCUUGGGCUCCAAGGACUUUUACCUCCUAAAAUAGAGACACAAGACAUUCAAGCCUUACGCUUCCAUAAGAAUUUGGCAAAAAUGAGUGACCCCUUGGAAAAGUACAUCUACAUAAUGGGAAUCCAGGAGAGAAAUGAGAAGCUGUUCUAUAGGGUGUUACAAGAUGAUAUUGAGAGAUUAAUGCCAAUAGUAUACACACCCACUGUAGGUCUAGCCUGCUCUCAAUAUGGACAUAUCUUUAGGAGACCAAAGGGAUUAUUUAUUUCUAUCUCAGACAGAGGUCAUAUUAGGUCAAUUGUGGACAACUGGCCAGAAAAUGAUGUCAAGGCUGUUGUAGUAACCGAUGGAGAGAGGAUAUUGGGCCUUGGAGAUCUGGGUGUAUAUGGAAUGGGGAUUCCUGUAGGAAAGCUGUGUUUAUAUACCGCAUGCGCUGGGAUACGGCCAGAUAAAUGCCUUCCUGUGUGUAUUGACGUUGGAACUGAUAAUCCAGUAUUAUUAAAAGAUCCAUUUUAUAUGGGCCUGUAUCAAAAAAGAGACCGCUCACAAUUUUAUGAUGAUCUGAUUGAUGAAUUUAUGGAAGCCAUUGUAGACAGAUAUGGCCAGAACACGCUUAUUCAGUUUGAAGACUUUGGGAACCAUAAUGCUUUCCGGUUUUUGAGAAAAUAUAGAGAGAAAUAUUGUACCUUCAAUGACGAUAUUCAGGGGACAGCCUCAGUGGCUUUAGCAGGGCUGCUGGCUGCACAGAAGGUUACUGGUAAAGCAAUCACAGAGCACAAAGUUUUGUUUCUUGGAGCAGGAGAGGCUGCCCUGGGAAUUGCAAACCUCAUUGUUAUGGCUAUGAUGGAAAAUGGCCUUUCUGCAGAGGAAGCGCAUGAGAAAAUAUGGAUGUUUGAUAAAUUUGGCUUAUUAGUUCAGGGCCGAGAACAAAAGGUAGAUUCCAAUCAAGAAUCGUUUACACACCGAGCACCCAAUCGGGUGCCAAAGACAUUUGAGGAUGCAGUGAAUAUACUUCAGCCUUCAGCUAUUAUCGGUGUUGCAGGUGCAGGUCGGCUUUUCUCUCCUGACGUGAUCAAAGCAAUGGGUUCCAUCAAUGAAAGACCUAUAAUAUUUGCACUGAGUAACCCUACGGUGAAAGCUGAAUGCACUGCUGAAGAUGCCUAUACAUUAACAGAGGGACGCUGUUUGUUUGCCAGCGGCAGCCCAUUUGAAUGCGUGACUCUGAAGGAUGGGAGGAUCUUCAAACCAGGCCAGGGAAACAAUGCCUAUAUUUUUCCAGGGGUGGCCCUGGCAGUAGUCCUCAGUGGUGUUCGGCAUAUUAGUGAUAAGGUCUUCCUGGAGGCUGCAAAAGCAUUGACUGAGCAAUUAACAGGUGAAGAACUUGCCCAAGGGAGACUUUACCCCCCACUUUCCAACAUCAAAGAAGUUUCCAUUUGCAUUGCUGUUAAAGUUAUGGAAUUUUUGUAUGCGAACAACAUGGCCUUCCACUACCCGGAGCCAGCGGACAAGAACCAGUAUAUCCAAUCCAAGAUAUGGAGCUACGAAUAUGACUCUUUCAUACCAGAUGUGUAUGACUGGCCUGAGUCACCAGAUCAGCCUCCGAAAAUGCACUGAUAUACCAAAAGGUGACACUGCUCAAGUGGUGUCCUCUCCUCUGCAGGGAACCCCUUUCUGACCAAUUUAAGAUCAUGACUCUGAGAUUUGUAACCUAUUUUCCUCCAUUUUGUUGUUGUUUUUCCCUUCCUCCCUCCCAGUUUUACCGUGACAUAGAUUUCCCUAUACACAUCUGAUCAAAUCUGUGGGUGAUGGUUCUCAUCACAUGAAUGGCAUAGCUGUCCAAAACAAAUUGAAACUCUGACCAUAAUGCUGCAUUUCUUGUUUGGAGCCCUCACCACACUAGAAUAUUAUACAAAUGACGCUUUAGUUUUGUCCAAAAGAUACAGCACUGAGUUAUUUGUCUCAUCAUUGCUGAUUGCCAAGAUAUUUUUGUGUUUCUUGUUCUUUCCGUGCUGUCACCAACCACAAAGAUCGACAUCACAGAAAGAAUCAGUCAACCAAAAAGGCCAGGCUAAUUCAAGUAGCAGGUUUUUUUGUUUUGUCUAGAGGACACAGCAUCGUAGUCCAGGUUCGCUCCCUUCAUUCAGCCGCUGUUCUUUGAACCUGCUUUGGAUUUUCUUGGAAAAACUGAAUCUGAAGCAGUCUACAGAAACCCUUCAUAAAAAGCUACAGUGGCACAGACUUCCAGGGUAGCAGAAUUCACAAGUUAUGUCUGAAAGUAUUUGGGGGGGGGUGUUCUUUUUCGUUUGGCUCUUAUACUGAAAUUGAACCAGUUGCAAACUUGUCCUCCUUGCACGUGCGUAUGUCAAAUGAGGAGUUUGUUGGGGGGCCUGACACGUCUUUGUGUGAAGUGUUUGUGAUCAUGUUGACUGGGAGAGGCUCCAAAGCAGACAUCCGCAGUGCUUUGAAUGAAGGCUGCUUUUUCUCUUUUUCCCCUCUUUUGUUUUUUCUAGAUCAGGGUGUCCAGUUUCUGUGUGACCAGUGGCUGCAACGCCCACAGCCACAUGCUGCAUGGGUUGCACUCUCCCCUUCACACACCAUGCAGUGGAUGACCCCCUCCCCUCCCGCUGUACCAUGCCAGUACCCUGGAUGCUGUGGCUUCCACUGCCACAUUGCACAGUGGGUGUGACCCUGCUCUAACGUGCUGGUGCCCUUGUGCCAUGUGGAGUCACUAGGUCUACCUGAGCUGACCAGCUGGGGGGUUCCUCAGCCCUACCCCACUCCCAAGGUGGGGGCAGAAAAGCAGAAGCAGAGGAGGAACAGACAGACUGAGUCUGGAGGCAGCAGCACCUGGAACGGUGUUGGGGGGUGGCUCCCGGGCAAGGUUCCCAGAGUCUGUAGGUUAACCUCUCAGGGCCAGAUGCAGCCUGCAGGCUGCCAGUUGGACAGCCCUGCUCUAGACAAUAAAACUAGAGCGGUAACUAGAACGCCUGUUUGCAACCACUUGACUGCAUGUUUCCUGCAGCUUCUUGCUCAGUAGAUUUCCAGCUGUUCUCAGUGGAUAGACUUGAAAGGGUUGAUUUGUUUUUCUUUUCUUUUUUUAAUUUGUCAGUUCAGUCCAUAGAAUGGGGACUUCAUUUCUAUCAUACGGCUUUAUAAGUAAGCAAAGAUUGCGGCCAAAUCACUGCUAGUUUAGGUCUUCCAUUUCUCAAGUUUAUUCAAGCUUAGCUUCCAUUGCAUUGAUGCCACUGUGAAUUUGAUGACAGUAUUACAGUUGGUUUUGUUCUCAUUUUCUUCACAUCUGCUUUCUUCACAAAAUCCAUCUCCCUUCAUUAGUGGACACAAGCUGUAGUUAUUGCUGGUGUGUGUGGACUUUGUUAAAUUCAUCCCAUUAGUGAAGGGUUUGCUUUGGGAAUACUCAAAGGAUGAUGUGAUUUACUGGAGUUUGCUGAAUCAAGAAAGAACGACAGAAAUAAAUAGCGGUGGCAAGAACUUCUGAUUGAACUGAUCACCUAGAAUCAAGGGCUAAGGUCAUCAGUAAACGUGCUCAGAUUAUUCCCAGGACAAAUAUGUGUUUCUUACCAUACACUUAUGGGUUUCUGUGAAGCAAGGCCAGUGUUUCUUCAGGCAUAGUAGGGAUUUCUGUCAUACCUUCUUGCAGAUACAGGGGCAUACCCUGUCCUUUUUAUUGUUCAUUCUGAUUUUUUUAAUCUUUCUAAGAGAGGAGGAAAAAUAGUGGCUUUAGGUAGGUGAAAGAAGCAAGGUGAUUAUAUGCACAGAGGAAAAAACGACUAUUUGAGGCAAAAUACUGUGUGGUGGCGGCUCUAAAUUCCGUGUCUCAUUGUAUGGAUCAUGGAGUGUCUGAUUUAUAUAUAUAUACAUAUAAAAAGACCAACACACCCGUACAGUGUUUUUACAAAAAAAUGUUUUUUCAUCUAUUUUUGCUAUGCUUGGUUUUUAGUGUAUUUAAAUGUAUGAUCUUAUUCAGAAUCUAUUUAUUUAUUUAGUACAAACUAGACCUUCUGAAAACUCAAACCUCACCAAAACUUGGCCUGAGGAUUUUGUUGUGUAUAAGCAGGGCUCUGCAUUUAAGUACAUGGGCAACAGCCAUUCACUCACUCCCUUGCAGUGAAAAUGUAAACUUUUAGCACUCCAUGUGUUGCCCUGCUGCUGUGUCUUGAAGACAAGUCCCUACUGCCAUGUGCCAGCGGUGGCAGCAGUCAGCAUGAAAGGUUCUGCUUCUGUUAUUCAACAGAAACAUGCAUAGAUCCAUUCAAAGCCUAGGUUCAAAUUGUGCCUGUUUGGCUCUUCUGAAAGUCUGUAGGUAUUGAUUGAUUAACCUCUGAAAAUAAGGCCCUCAGAGAGUGUCACUGAGUGGCCACAGCACAAAUCUUGCCCAAGGCUGAAACAGUGAUAGCUGACACUGCCAGUUUUGUUUCUGUUUUGGCUGGCAUGGUCUUCCAGUAAGAAUGGGGAAGAUUGCUCUUUUCUCAAAUCAUUGUCCAUUCACUUCGGAGCGUUGGUUUCUUGCUAUUCUCAAUGCUCAGAAGACACCGAUAGUGGCAUUUACUGGCUGUGAAUGAGUUUGUAACUUCUUAAAUGAGAAGCAACUGAAAGCAAUAGGAAAGAGCAUAGUACUUCUGUCUGCGUCUGAGGCCUUGUCUAGACAACAUCUAUAACUUGAGUCUGUAACUACAGUACAUUUGAUCUGGCUUCUAAAAUUUGAUUCUAAUUGUGUCUUUGUAACUUGGUUACAACAGUAGAAGACCAGGGGUCCUCACCGAGUUACUGGGAUGUCUCGUGUACCUUGCAAUGUUUAACUUGUAUUGUUGUUCACUUGGACUGUGGCUAUUGUCCAUUUCUAAAACGGUGCCUGUAACAGACUGCUCUUUGUCUUCUGUUUGUGACAGCAGUAAUGGAUCAAGUAAUCGUACUUUGAUGCAUUUCCUUUUUAAACAUGCUGAAAAGGAUGAAAUAUAUUCAUACAUUUUCAUAUUCAUACAUUCUGGAACUGUGGGGUUUGAGUCUCUUUCAGGAUUGGUCCUAGACCUGUUCCUGUUAAAAUUAUCAGGAGCAAGAACAGGCCAUUAGAAAACCAGAUACAGAAACACUGAUAUUACAGACAAAGGCUAUAUGAGCUGUUGAUUAAAAAAAACCCCACAAAAAACUUUAAACAAAAAAGGAGCUAAGGGAACGUGACCUAACUACAUGACUUAAAAAGGUUAGGUGUUCAAAAGUGUUACGUAUUCCUCUGUGUAUGUUGCUCUUGGCCAACAAUUGUGUGUGUAAGAAGCCAGUUUAAAAUGCUGCAUCAAAUACAUAAAAAAUAUAACUUGCCACCUGUGUUUUAUGGGACAUACAAUGGAGUCCUGUGUUGUUUUAUGAAUUUUAAAAGAUAUUUUGCGAAAAUACUUUAAGUGAGGUGACAUUUCACACAUAUGUUACUAUUUAACUUGUCUGCUCAAAGCUAACAAGUUUUGUCCUUUUUACCUUUUUCCAGCAGGUCUUUCCAGUAGGAGGGGAAAGUAGUCCUUGGUCUUCAAGGCUGCUUGCAGAUGUUAAAAAAACCAGUCAAACAAAAACCUUGCUUUACCUGAAGAAGCAGCAUAUUACUUUGACCCAGCUCCGCAGUGUCUGUAUAAAUUGGGCAGUUCAGUGUGGCUUUGGUGCCUUUAUCUCAGGCUGACACAAUCAGCUAUUAGAUAAAAGCAUCAGAAAGCCCCACUAAAAUGCCCAAUCUUUACAAAAUUUGGGCAAGCUGGGUCCAACUAAUGUGAUGCUUCUUCUGGGCAUGUGCUGCACCCGAUGCAGGAGCACACCAAGUGUAAAGUAGAGUGCUGUUUUGUUUGUGUUUUAAUGUCUGCAAGCAGCUUAAAUCUUUUAUCUAUCUCCAUUUAGUAUCUGCUUUACUUCUGUCCACUUUAAUGAUGCAGGGACAUGCCUGAGGGUCAGUUCUUGUAAAAAUAAUAUGACAGGCUAGUAUAUAUAAAAGGUAAGUCGCACAACUCUGUGACUCUAAACAAAAUGGCCAAGUUAUAGAUGGCACCACCCCAUUUCUUGAUUUUUCAGUUUGCUAUGGGCAUUAAUGGGAACCUGUGCAAUAGCAUUCAGUGGGAAACACUGAAAAAUGCCUCUGAUUCAGGAGGCAUCUAACUCUGUAUAUGGCCCUUUUUGACUUGUCUCGGUAUUAACGUUUUUGUCAUCAUAGUAUUUGAGUGCCCACAAAUGUGUGGGGUGGAAAACAUAGAACAACUCAGCCCUAUGCUGUUACACUAUCUCCUAAAGCUCAGUAUAUGAUGUAGAUGAAGCCUGCCAGGGCCUGCUUUUGAAGGAUAUGUACUAGAUCGUUUGUAGGGAAUCCAUUAUUUCCAGGGCAGUGCACCACAGCUGGAAUUUGUUUUAAAACCUCUAUUCAUGUCAGAAGUUUGGCUUGCUAGCAUGUAAAGGCAUCUGUAUAUUGUGCGGAGGUCAAGCCCAAUCCACAUGUUAGCACUGGAGGGAACAGAGCACUCCAACAAGCACUUCUGACUGUGAUACAUCUGUCCUCAUGUAGUCGCUUUCUAAGUGAAAUGGAAAUUAAAAUACUCUGCAAACUACACAAAAAGUAUUGUUUUUCUUUUCAGGACAGAUAUUGUCAGGAAAUAGUAAUUCUGCCAUUUUGUCUAUUUUAAAAAUGCUAUAAACAUUGCAACGAAAAUGAAAGCAUCCCUUCAUGUUGAAGUGGUGGUGGGAACAAGUCUAGACUAGGGGAGUCUUCAGGAUGCCUUUUUCUGUCCAGGAUUUGAUUGAUUCCGAGAGGGUCGCUUGUCAGCUGAAACUGAAAUUGUAUUGAAAUGUGAACUGUUUUGGUUUUUUUUUCCCCCUGCCUUUAUAAUAUUGUAACUGUAUUGAGCUAUGUGUUCUGGUAUUCUAUUUUCUUAGUAAAAUACAUUUUCCUUUGCCUAA
Molecule: messenger RNA, 7203 nt
Organism: Alligator mississippiensis (American alligator)
Lineage: Eukaryota; Metazoa; Chordata; Crocodylia; Alligatoridae
Gene: ME2
Product: malic enzyme 2
Exons: 16
Coding region: 124-1875 (583 amino acids)
Biological process (GO): malate metabolic process; pyruvate metabolic process
Cellular component (GO): mitochondrion
Molecular function (GO): NAD binding; malate dehydrogenase (decarboxylating) (NAD+) activity; malate dehydrogenase (decarboxylating) (NADP+) activity
Source: RefSeq, a predicted model, not a curated record